Molecule: messenger RNA, 2371 nt
Organism: Brassica napus (rape)
Lineage: Eukaryota; Viridiplantae; Streptophyta; Magnoliopsida; Brassicales; Brassicaceae
Exons: 1
Coding region: 482-1468 (328 amino acids)
Biological process (GO): regulation of DNA-templated transcription
Molecular function (GO): DNA binding
Source: RefSeq, a predicted model, not a curated record
UAGAGAGAGAGAGAGAGAAGGGAGUCUAAAUUUUUUAUUGUUUGAAUCUGUUUAUAAUGUGUAGUAAUAGUAUGUUCUUGUCUCUGUUGUAUUCUAUGAGAACUGAUUCUUUGGAACACCUUGUAAAAGUUUCUUGUAAAUACUAGUAUCUGUGUUAUCUUGAAAUCGAGUAUCUUUGUUAUUUAUUUGGUUUUGGUCAAUUUGUUUUCCUAAUUAUUAUGUAUUACUGAUUACAAAUAAUGUUUUUUUUAAAAGAAACUACGGGCAAAUAUAAAAGUAUCCGUAGAAACUAAAAUAAAGAAUAGUUGCGAAAAACAGACAGAUAAUUAGUGGUAAAACAGAAAAUCCUAUAUAACUGCUACUAGUAACUAACUCAAAAUGCAACUCUGUUAACAUCAGUCGCUCUUCUUCUUCUUCCUUUUCUUCGCUUCAUCCCCAAGAUACAACCAAUUCUUCUUCCUUCUUUCGAUUAAGUUUCAUCAUGGCUUCUGCUGAAUAUUUACGGAUCAGAAACGAACUGAUGGGAGCAGGAGACGAGCUGAUACUCUCACGUUAUCUGAAGCCGAUGAUCGAUGAGGGAGCAUCCUGGCCACAACACUUCGACGAAGACUCAGACGUGUUCAACAAGAAUCCAAGCGCAAUAUCCAACACUCUCUUCGUGAUCGUUAAACCCCGAACAGAGACGUGUGGUAAAACCGACGGAUGUGAGUAUGGUAGCUGGAGGACCAUGGCAGGUGAUAAACUGAUCAAGAACGAGGAGACAGGGAAGCUUCUAGGGUUCAAGAAGAUUCUCAAGUUCUGCCUAAAGAAGACGAAGACGAGAGGCAGAGAGUACAAGAGAAGCUGGGUUAUGGAAGAGUAUAGACUUGCGAGUAAAUGGAACCCUAAGCAAGAUCACGUGAUCUGCAAGAUUCGGCUUUUGUUCCAAACCGAAAUAGGUUUCUUGCUAUCCAAGCAUUUCUCGUAUUCAUCUGGUCCGCUUCCCGCAACACGAUCGUUGCCAUCUUAUGGAUACCGUUUACGUAAUGGAGGAGAGGUGGGUGCAUACCUGCAGAACUUGAUCGGUUACGGAAACGAAUGGCCUAGCUACGUUACCAACGACGUGUACCGCAUGCAUCCAACGGCGCUUGUGGAUCCUCAUCAAGAUAAGCUGUUUAAACGGUUUGGACUCUGCUUCUUCGCUAACCGGACAGAGGACUGUGGUUAUACCGAUGGAGGAUGUGAUAGCGGUCGCUGGAGGAUCAUGGAGGGUGAUAAACCCAUCUCUUCGAUCGUGGUCAGGGGUGAGAGUACUUUUGGUUACAAGAGGGUUUUCAAGUUUUGCGAAGAGGGUGAUAAACCCAGAUACGGCUAUACUGAUCCCAACGGACAAGCUGUGUUCCUGACUUGGAUUAUGGAAGAGUAUAGGCUUGCCCAAGAGGUCAUGAAGGAUAAAGUGUUGUGCGUUAUCAAGCUUCUUCCGAGGUAAAUAGCCAUUGAUCAUGAUUCAUGAGCCCCUCUGUAUUCUAACUAUGAUAUAGUUUCUUAAUUCUCUAGCUGCUCGAUUUGGUUUAGACAUUUGUGGUUACAAUUUCUUUUACACACUAGAACGCCAAUCGUAUAAAGACAACAAUAUUAGCAGCAUCGUCACAAAUGAUUUGUCUUCUGAAGUUUAUUCUCUGCCAACAAAAGUUUCACGAAACUAUAUAUAAGAAUUAAGAACUAAGACAGACACCAGUAACGUACCUUGUGAAGUAACCGUGUUCAGACGAUGCAAGGCCACUCAAAUAAAUUUAGAUCUCUUGCUGGAUCUUCAGCAAGCACCAAUAGUUUCUUAAAGUACAGAGCCUUUUGAAACUGGGGGAGGGGCAGUGCAUAUCCAAAUCCUGCGGAAAAAAAAAACUCAAUAUGCCACACAUCAUGUGUACUCAUGUAGGGAUAGUGUUUUUUUAUGAUUUAGUUGCUUCCCAAAAUCAAACAUGGCAAUGGCAGAAAAUAUUGCACUGGCUAAUAGUAAUAUGCUUCUCUCAACGUCCCAAUGAUUAACGCUAAUUGCCACAAUUCAAGAAGAUGAGUAAACCGUGAACAAGCGUGAUUUUUGCGUGGAGAAUCAUGACUAAGAGCCACUGGCUCAUAAUCUUGGCAAGAGAAGAUCAAUAUGGGUGUUGGACAUACACUCACAUAAAUAAUACUUUACUUACCUUUAUGUUUUGGACGAUUAGUUCUGUAAUUAUUUUUUGAAGGUUGUUGCUUUGUCGUUGAUUGUUUGAGAUUUGUUUCUUUUGAAUGUAAUCUAUAGUUUGUAGAGAGAUGUGUACUAGUAUUGAAACCAUAUUAAAAAAGAUGUCCUAUAUAUUAAUUGAGAAACAUUACAACUUCUUUUGUAGCCAGU